UUGAGCAUACGGUCGCACGAUUCAGCUUGUCAAACAAAGGCCAAUACGGUAUUAUCGGCGCAGGGGGCUCAGUAUGUGUUCAUAUACGUGAGAUCAGCAUUUAAAUGGGCUAUGGCUUGUGAUUGCCUACACUCUGUUCACCUAAUCUCACUGAUAUAAAGCAGCUCUCUGCAGUUUUUUUUUCGUGACAGCUUGUCAACACAAGUUGAGAACACGACCGGUGAAGACUCCAGCUACAGUGAGUUGCACGCACUACAACUGUACUAGCACUGUAUAUGUUAUAGUUUACACAAACAAUCUACCUGUGGUUGUGUUAGAGCUAAACGUCAGUUGAACCUAGGCCUUAAGACAGUAAACAGUUGGCACGUUGAGCGCUGUAUAAUAUAGGAGAAGGUAACUGUGGAAUAACAUACCGAGUAAUGGUGCAUUACCAGCAACGUAAUCAGUGCACAUGCACCAACCAGGCAACAAUGGCGGUUCACGCUUGUCUAAUAGUACUAUUGUGCAUCGUUAUAUCGCCAACAAGUGCGUCCGAGCAGGAGGUUCGCGUUAAGAGUAAACUUGGUGAAAUAAAGGGAAUUACGGAGACCCUGAGCAAUGGUAAGCAGGUUGUUAAAUACAUGGCUGUCCCCUACGCAGAGGCUCCCGUGGGGGAUCUUCGCUUCCGCAAACCGGUGCCGAAGGCGGCGUGGGAGGGGGUCUUAGAUGCGACGAAUGAAGGACCGUCGUGUGUGCAAAUGCCUAACCCUACCUUAAGUCAGUUUAUUGAAAAUACGGACAUCUCCGAGGACUGUUUACACUUGAAUAUAUACGUCCCAGUCUCGACGAGUAAAGCCCCCAAAGCGGUGAUGGUUUGGUUUCAUGGGGGUGGCUACGCUUCCGGUCAGGGAUCUAUGUACCCGUGCAGCACGCUAGCAGCACACGGAGACGUCGUCUGCGUUACCAUUAACUAUCGAGUUGACAUUCUGGGAUUUCUCUCAACGAUGGACGAGCAUUGUGUGGGGAAUUUCGGGCUUUGGGACCAACACGAGGCCUUAAAAUGGGUGAAAAAGUACAUCAGCGCGUUUGGCGGAGAUCCCGAUCGCGUUACAAUCUUCGGCCAGUCGGCUGGCGCGUCGUCCGUGAUGUUCCAGCUGGUUUCCAAGCACAACGUUGGUCUGUUUCAGAGAGGUAUCAGUCAGAGCUCAAUGACCAUGUCCAAUGGCUACAGCAUGGCCCAAGAUGCCCAAGAUUUCGCCAAAGAUGUCGGCUUCGCUGCCGGUUGCAACACGACUGAUAACUCAGAUCUGUCGGACCAUAAACUGUUAAUGGACUGCCUGAGAGAAGUGCCCGAGGAAAAUUUCCCUAACAUAACUAUGGCACUAUACGGACCUCUUAUGACUGGCCAUGUAAUGAAAAUACUAAUUGGUCCGGUCGAAGAUGGUGAUUUCGUUCCAUUUGGAAUAAAGGAAUAUUUUGCUUCUGACCAACCGGACAAAGGGGGAUUUUCAGAAAUCGAUCAAGUGUUUAGCAGUUUUGACUUCAUGGUGGGCACAACAUCCGAAGACAGUAAUUUGAUGGUGUGGAUGUGGGCGGGGCUCGCAGAGUCCUGGAACAUUAGUCUCUCAGACGGACUACCCGAAGACAAAAUAAAAAUGCUGCUUGAGGAUCACCUGGACAUUUACUAUCCAAAAAAUCAAAAGGACAGCGCGACCGCCAUCAACGAAGUUUAUUUUAAGAGUGACGAUCGGGUUAAAAACGCCGUCGCUCUAAGGGACAUGUUUACGCAUAUGUUCUUUACGAUCCAUUCUCUGCAGUCCUGCAACGCUCAUAAGAACGCGCUGAUAUCUCCAAAUAAAGCGCAGAAUACACAACGCAGCACGUACAUGUAUGAAUUCUCUCACCAUCUUAGCGGCACUUCAUUUAUGGAAAUCAUGGCGGAAGCAUCGAUGCCUUUGGACCUCCCUGACUGGAUGGAAGGAGCGACGCAUGGAGAGGAGUUGCCGUACUUAUUUGGGUUCGAGAAGUAUGGCAAAGCAUUGAAUAGAUCAGAAUUGUGGACUGCGAAUGACCAAGAGAUAGCUGAUGCCGUGAUGACAUACUGGACAAAUUUUGCCAAAACUGGGGAUCCCAAUUUGGGUGACACGACAACAGAUGUCACUACGAGUACACUACCCAGAUGGGACCAAUACAGCCCCAACACCAAGUCAUAUCUGGACAUUGAUGACGUUGUAACUCCGAAGCAAAAUCCCUACCCGAAUUUCAUGGAACUGUGGUUAAAGAAGAUACCAAAAAUAAUGCAGACAAUUCCUGCAAAGAAUGAUAUGAACAAAAAAACUGAACUUUGACGUUAAAUAUCAGUCACAUUUUCUAUAGAAAUCUACAUCUACAUGAAUGUUUUACAGAUUUUAUAUACGAAAUGGCGUGAUACAAUUCAAACUCUGAAAUUCAAUCCUCAAGAACUCCAAGGUGGAACUUGUGGCAUUACAGAAGCAAAGCAAAUUUCUCAAACAUUAGUACAAUCGGUUCAAUAUUUACCUAAUAUAAAUGCUUUAUCUCUUUUAUCAAAUCAUGUGGUAUUUCCCUUGAAUUUCUUAAUAAGAAUUGAUAAGUUUCUUAGAUUUUAGGACUAAUACUCAUUUAUUAAAUGUUCAAAAUAUUG
Molecule: messenger RNA, 2641 nt
Organism: Lingula anatina
Lineage: Eukaryota; Metazoa; Brachiopoda; Lingulata; Lingulida; Lingulidae
Product: fatty acyl-CoA hydrolase precursor, medium chain
Source: RefSeq, a predicted model, not a curated record